AUGGCAUUCACCCGUUUUGCUGCUCGCCGAGGACCAAUCCAGGCCAUCUAUAGUGAUUGUGGUACCAACUUUGUGGGAGCAUCUCGACUGUUCAAAUCAGUUUCUGAGUACCAAAAUGCUAUAACCAAUCAUCUCUCUACACAGCAGAUUCAAUGGCACUUCAAUCCACCAUCAGCCCCUCACUUCGGAGGUUUUUGGGAAGCAGGUGUCAAGUCCGUAAAACAAUUAUUGUACCGAUCCAUAGGUAACCACCGACUGACCAGCGAAGAACUUAGUACCUGUCUAACGCGCAUCGAAGCAACUCUAAAUUCCAGACCGUUGAAUGCGAUGAGCAACGAUCCCGCUGAUUUCCACGCACUAACGCCAAACCAUUUCCUGACCCUCGAACCCAGCACGACUAUUCCAGAUCCAGAUUUGUCAACCCUUCCAAUAUCUAAGAUGCAGCGAUGGCGGCUCCUCCGAGAUAUUCACCAACAUUUCUGGAGUAAGUGGAAAAGCGACUUUAUCAAUACUUUGCAACAACGCGUGAAAUGGACAAAGGACAAUGGAGCUUUGCGUCAAGAUGAUCUAGUCCUCAUCAAGGAACCAACCAGCUAA
Molecule: messenger RNA, 597 nt
Organism: Metopolophium dirhodum (rose-grain aphid)
Lineage: Eukaryota; Metazoa; Arthropoda; Insecta; Hemiptera; Aphididae
Exons: 1
Coding region: 1-597 (198 amino acids)
Biological process (GO): DNA integration
Molecular function (GO): nucleic acid binding
Source: RefSeq, a predicted model, not a curated record